AUGCCCCGUCCUGGGCUCCGCAGCUGCUGGGGGAGCCGGGUGCUGCCCCUGCUGCUGGCCUACGUCUGCUACCUGCUGCUCGGAGCCACGGUCUUCCAGCUGCUGGAGAAGCAGGCAGAGGCUCAGUCCAGGGACCAGUUUCAGUUUGAGAAGCUGCGCUUCCUGGAGAACUACACCUGCCUGGACCAGCGGGCCCUGGAGCAGUUUGUGCAGGUCAUCUUGGAAGCCUGGGUGAAGGGCGUGAACCCCAAAGGCAACUCCACCAACCCCAGCAACUGGGACUUCGGCAGCAGUUUCUUCUUUGCAGGCACAGUGGUCACCACCAUAGGAUAUGGGAACCUGGCACCCAGCACCGAGGCGGGCCAGGUCUUCUGUGUCUUCUACGCUCUGGUGGGCAUCCCACUCAAUGUGAUUUUCCUCAACCACCUGGGCACAGGGCUGCGUGGCCACCUGACCACACCUGAGAGGUGGGAGGACCAGCCCCGACGCUCCCAGCUGCUGCAGAUCCUGGGCCUGGCCCUGUUCCUGAUGCUGGGGACACUGGUCAUUCUCGUCUUUCCAACCAUGGUCUUCAGCCAUGUGGAGGGCUGGAGCUUCAGUGAGGGUUUCUACUUUGCCUUCAUCACUCUCAGCACCAUCGGCUUUGGGGACUAUGUUGUUGGCACGGACCCCAGCAAGCAUUACAUCUCGGUGUACCGGAGCCUGGCGGCCAUCUGGAUCAUCCUGGGCCUGGCAUGGCUGGCGCUGGUCCUCCCAUUAGGUCCCCUGCUUCUGCACAGGUGCUCCCAGCUCUGGCUGCUCAGCAGGGGCCUCGGCCUCAAGGAAGAGGGAGUCGCUGAGACCAAUGGGCUCUCCAGACCUCAGAAGAUCCCUAUCUCUGCAUGA
Miniopterus natalensis is the source of this 885-nucleotide messenger RNA. It is a transcript of the gene KCNK16, whose product is annotated as potassium two pore domain channel subfamily K member 16. Gene Ontology annotation, molecular function: outward rectifier potassium channel activity; potassium ion leak channel activity. Gene Ontology annotation, cellular component: plasma membrane. The record is from RefSeq and is a predicted model, not a curated record. Lineage: Eukaryota; Metazoa; Chordata; Mammalia; Chiroptera; Miniopteridae. Gene Ontology annotation, biological process: potassium ion transmembrane transport; stabilization of membrane potential.